AUGAUUCACCGAGAUAUCAAGCCCACGAACUUUUUAUUCCGUGAUGCCGACAACUUUCGUCUCAUUGACUUUGGUCUGGUUCAAACCGUUGACAACAGUGAGUUUUGCAGUAUUGCAUUCGUCAACCGCGCUGGCACGCGUGGCUACCGGCCUCCAGAAGUCCUUCUUCGUUUUCAACUCCAUUCAACAGCCAUUGACGUGUGGGCAGCUGGCACAAUAUUUCUCUCUUUGCUCAGGUCUGUGAUACUGGUCCGUUUUUAA
Molecule: messenger RNA, 261 nt
Organism: Monosiga brevicollis MX1
Lineage: Eukaryota; Choanoflagellata; Craspedida; Salpingoecidae
Exons: 2
Coding region: 1-261 (86 amino acids)
Biological process (GO): intracellular signal transduction; protein phosphorylation
Cellular component (GO): nucleus; cytoplasm
Molecular function (GO): ATP binding; MAP kinase activity
Source: RefSeq, a predicted model, not a curated record